Molecule: messenger RNA, 2673 nt
Organism: Alternaria novae-zelandiae
Lineage: Eukaryota; Fungi; Ascomycota; Dothideomycetes; Pleosporales; Pleosporaceae
Exons: 7
Coding region: 1-2673 (890 amino acids)
Molecular function (GO): aldehyde dehydrogenase (NAD+) activity
Source: RefSeq, a predicted model, not a curated record
AUGGGUCGUCUUGAAGGCAAGAACUGCAUCAUCACUGGAGGCGCUGGCGGUAUCGGUCUCGAGACUGCCAUCCUUUUUGCUCGGGAAGGCGCCAAUGUCCUCCUCUCUGAUAUUUCCGGUCCAGCCUUGGAAAAGGCUUCGGCCAAGCUGAAAGAGAUAGUCCCGGAGGCCAAGAAGGUCGAGACGAAGAUUACCGAUGUUUCCAAGGAGGCCGAUGUACAGGCUAUGGUUGAGCACGUGGACUCAUGGGGUGGUCUGGAUGUACUGUUCAACAACGCAGGCAUUAUGCACUCAGACGACGAUGACGCUGUCAACACACCCGAGAAGAUCUGGGACCUGACACAAGCCAUCAACGUCAAGGGUGUAUGGUUCGGCUGCAAGCACGCAGUCAACAGUUUCAGGAAGAACGGCAAGAAGAAGACCAGUGUCAUCAACACCGCCAGCGUUGUCGCAUUGGUCGGUAGUGCAACACCCCAGCUCGCAUACACCGCCAGCAAGGGUGCUGUACUGGCCAUGACACGUGAGCUGGCUAUGGUUCACGCACGUGAGGGCUUCAGAUUCAACGCGCUAUGCCCAGCACCGUUGAACACACCACUCCUGCAAGACUGGCUUGGUGACGACCAGGCUAAGCGUCACCGUCGCGAAGUCCACUUCCCCACCGGUCGCUUUGGUGAGGCCAUCGAGCAGGCGCAGGGUGUCCUCUUCCUUGCCAGCGAUGAGAGCAGCUUCGUCAACGGCACCGAUUUCGUCAUCGAUGGUGGCAUGACCAGGUGUUACACCACGCCUGACGGACCACCUACCGAGGCGCCCAAGAACAACGCAAAUCAAACACCUACUCUUGCUGCUGAUCAUGUCACCGUCAUCGGCAACAUGGACCGCAUUACCGCACGCGCUGACAACGAUUUCAACGUCUCCUUGUAUGGCGCGCUCUGGAUAGCUGCGCUCUCCUUUAUCUGGAUCACUUGUCGUGCUGAUCCAGAGGAGCCUGUCAAGUAUGAAGUCGAUACACCUGAGCAGGCACGCAAAGGAUGGAAGGGCCAGGUGCUUGAGAAGCCGCAGUUGAAGGUACCGGGCUCUUCCCUGAUCCAAUGCUACGCUCCCGCGACUGGUGAAGCCCUCGGGCGCAUCAACCCCUCCACAGCCGACGGCAUCGACCGCGCAAUCGCCAAAGCCAAGGCAGCCCAGGUACAAUGGGCUCAGACAAGCUUCCUCAGGCGGCGAAAGGUGCUGCGCACUAUGCUCAAGUUCAUCCUAGAGAACCAAGAGGAGAUUGCGCGAGUCGCAUGUCUGGACUCUGGCAAAACCAUGGUAGACGCGAGUCUGGGCGAGAUCCUGGUGACGGUGGAGAAGCUGAGGUGGACGAUCAAACACGGCGAAAGGAGUUUGAAGGCUGAGAAGAGGGAUACAAACUUCCUCAUGAUGUACAAGUGGAAUGAGGUUGUUUAUGAGCCGCUGGGCGUCGUUGCGGCUUGCGUGAGCUGGAACUACCCAUUCCACAAUCUCAUAAGCCCCGUAAUAGCCUCCAUCUUCGCCGGCAACGCCAUCAUAGUCAAAGGCUCGGAAGCAACUGCCUGGUCUUCGUCAUACUUCGCUUCGAUUGCUACCCGCGCCCUCGAAGCCUGCGGUCAUUCGCCGGAUAUCGUCCAGUCUGUCGUCUGCUGGCCUGACGUCGCCGAUCACCUUACGUCACACCCGUCGAUAUCACACAUAACAUUCAUCGGAUCGCGACCAGUAGCACACCAUGUCUGCGCAUCGGCGGCGAAGGCAUUGACACCAGUGUGCGUGGAGUUGGGCGGCAAAGACCCGGCGAUAGUACUGGAUGACCUAUCCAACAGCGACUUCAAGCGCGUUGCCAGUAUCCUCAUGAGGGGCACAUUCCAGUCUGCAGGUCAGAACUGCAUCGGCAUCGAGCGCGUAAUCGCCCUACCCAAAGUCUACGACCGCUUCAUCGAGUACCUCACACCCAAGAUCCAGGCACUCCGCCCAGGCUCCAUUCUCAACAAUACCUCAGACACACCCAUCGACAUCGGCGCAUCGAUUUCCGACGCGAGUUACACGAAGCUCGAGGAGCUCAUCCAAGAUGCCGUCAACAACGGCGCCCGCCUACUAGCAGGUGGAAAACGCUACACCCACCCCGACCACCCGCAAGGCCACUACUUCACACCCACCUUCAUCGCCGACGUAACCCCAACCAUGAAGAUCGCACAAACCGAACUCUUCGCCCCCGUCUUCCUCCUCAUGCGCGCCGAAUCCGUCACAGACGCCAUCACAAUCGCCAACAGCACCACCUACGCCCUCGGCUCCUCCGUCUUCGGCACCUCGACCCGCGACCUCGAACUCGUCGUCCGCUCCCUACAGGCCGGCAUGGUUGCCGUCAACGACUUUGCGGUCUACUAUAUGGUUCAAAUGCCGUUUGGCGGUACAAAGGGUAGUGGCUAUGGGCGCUUUGCGGGUAAAGAGGGAUUGAGGAGUUUGUGUAAUCAGAAGAGUAUUACGAGGGAUCGGUGGGCUUGGGCGGGGAUUAAGACGGCGAUUCCGCCGCCUAUGGAUAUUCCGCUCAGGAAAGAGGGGGCGGGAGAGAAGGCGUGGAAGAUGGCGGAGGGGAUUGUUUGGUUGGGGUAUGGGGAUUUGAGGGGGAAGGUUAGGGGGUUGAGGGGUGUGUUGGGGGUGUAG